UAGUUUCUACUAUUGCGUUAUUCUCUCUUUCUAUAAACAUUUUUUUUUUAUUUCCUCGGAACGAAUAAUUUUCAAAUGCCUCGUUACAAGGACGAGUCCCCUGCAGUUCGGGUUUACACUGUCUGUGAUGAAUCCAGAUAUUUGAUUGUGAGGAACGUUCCAGAAUUAGGAUGUGGGGAUGAUUUGCUGCAACUUUUUUCAUCCUAUGGAGAAGUCGAGGAGUGUAAGCCCAUGGAUGCAGAAGACUGUGAGAAAUACACUGAUGUCUAUUGGAUCAAAUUCCGCCUUGUCAGCAAUGCUAGGUUUGCAAAAAGAAAAUUGGAUGAUUUUGUUUUCUUCGGGAAUAAACUGCAGGUUUCAUAUGCCCCCCAAUUCGAGAGCCUAUCAGACACACAAGAUAAAUUAGAGGGAAGAAGAAGGGAGGUUUUAGCGCGAUUGAACCCAGCUAAAAGAUCUAAAGAGACUCUAGCCACAAGCUCUAAAGAGACCCCAGCCACAAGCUCUGAUGCUAUGAUUACAUCAAAUGUCAUUAGUGCACAGCAUUUAGAUUCUAAUGCUUGGGAUGUAGAAUUCAAAGGAGGUUCACGCAGUAAUUUUCCAACAAGGAUUUCCUCUAAUGAGGAUUAUUUUGCUUCACAGUCCAUGAAUCGAACAGUAAAUUUUGUACGGAAUAAGCUUGAUAAGAUUCGAUCAAGUGGUGAGCAUACACAAGCUGGAUCCGCGUCCAAGAAACAGCGGGUUGAUAAUAGGAGGAGAAUAUAAUCUGUAAAUUAAGAUGUUCUUUUUUUCUCACCCACUCUGCUUGAAGUCACCGAGCUAUAUGAUUUUGGGUGUAUUUAAGCUCAAUUCCUUAGCCUUUAGUGAAAAUUUUGACAAGUGCAAUCUAAGGACUGUCUCAUCCAAUUAUAUUGUGGUUCAUAUACUCUGUACCAAGAUUUAUUUAUUUUUCAAUGUAAGUAGUACUACAUCUGCUAUCUAUCCAGGUAACAGUACUAGAAGACUUCAAAAUCCCCAUUCAGCAUGCAAUUUGUUUGCUAAGGUAUUUGGUAACCAAGCCCCGCCUUCUUAUAGGAAACCUUAUACUGAAAUCACAUUUUAAUAUUGGAAUUAUAGUUGCAAAUAAGGUUUCUAUUUGGAUUAGUGCCAGUUACUUAAUGCGUUGAUGAUGCACUGAUUAUGUAGCCACAGCCCAACUGAUGAUACUCCUAUGACAUUGGUGGGUGCUGAACCAAACAUUUCAGUUUCCCGUGUAUGUUUGACCCACCUACUAAAAAAUUCACCGUUCUCUUUAGAUUUGUCACAAAGUAUCCUAGCUUCCUAGGGUUGACAUAGAACUCCGACUACAUUACAGGGUAAUUUUCUGAACCUGAAGAAUAUAGCGAGAUUUUAAUCCUCUUAGAGUCUUCAUUUUAGAAUAGAGUAUGUUUGUAGCUUUAAUUGUUGGGAAAAGGACACUCUCUUUUUGUAAGAUUUAAUGGAAUCAAAUGCUAGGCACGGGAAAGUGCUGUGUGUAUCUGAUUCAUUGCUGGCAGUUUCAUCAGUACAGCAACCCCUGAACCCGUGUCAUAAAUAUGUCACUCUCAUAACUUGGGAGAUAAAUGUGGUUCAUCUCAGAAAGACAAGGUGGGGACAAAUUCUGGAGUUCAUUUUCAGAGUUGAAAUUGAAAUCAUACCGUCGCAGGUACUAAGCAUGCUAGAAGCCAAUUUUAGGGGAGUUCUCUUCUUGACAUUGUAACUUUUUGUCGUUUGUUAUCCUCAGUUACCAAAUAAUAACAAUGUAAAAAUUUACCCUUCUGGUUUUUUUUUUUGGUAUUAUCUGAAACAUUCUGGUUUGUUAUGUUAUUAUAUGAACAAAAGAAAGUGAGCACGUAUUUCGUUAAAUCUCAGAAGAUAUUAAUAUAUUCUUAUUUUUAGUCAACUGUCAUCAUCAUGUAUGGUGGUUGAGUUACCUUUUCA
Molecule: messenger RNA, 1956 nt
Organism: Vigna umbellata (rice bean)
Lineage: Eukaryota; Viridiplantae; Streptophyta; Magnoliopsida; Fabales; Fabaceae
Product: RNA-binding (RRM/RBD/RNP motifs) family protein
Cellular component (GO): nucleoplasm
Molecular function (GO): RNA binding
Source: RefSeq, a predicted model, not a curated record